Cryptococcus deneoformans JEC21 is the source of this 3259-nucleotide messenger RNA. RefSeq lists its product as hypothetical. NCBI's taxonomy places the organism in Eukaryota, Fungi, Basidiomycota, Tremellomycetes, Tremellales, Cryptococcaceae. Gene Ontology annotation, molecular function: protein heterodimerization activity; histone binding. The record is from RefSeq and is a predicted model, not a curated record. Gene Ontology annotation, cellular component: nucleus. The transcript has 3 exons. The coding region runs from base 84 to 3122 and encodes 1012 amino acids.
UUACUCUUACUUUCACACAUAUCGAUCGCCCUCCGUCCAUCUUUCUCCCCCAUCCAUGGGCACAAAAGCCCCCGGCCCUGACAAUGUUCUCUCCUGCAACCCCCAUAGCAGGCCCUUCAAAUCCGUCCCAUCUCCGCCCUUCCUUUUCUUCUCCUGCAUUCCGCCGUGGGGGUUCAAUCUUUCCUUACGAGUAUGGAGCUAGUAAUCAACCAUUUUCUCCUCAUUAUUCUGCUCCAUUCACUACCACAGGGGUAAGGAUCAGGUCAGGUUCCGUUUUCAGUCGAGAGCAGUGGAAAAAAGAGGAGCUAGCUCGCCGACGACAAGAAUCAAGAGACAAGCUCAAAUCAAGCUGGGAUUUAUUGUUUGAGAAAUAUCGGGAUGUCGAGGAUGAUGACGAGAUUGACCUGGCAACAGGAACAAUAGUGAAGGAUAGGGGCAAGCUGAGAGCUCUGCAACAACCCAUGUGGUUUGGACAAAAGGAAGGUGAUGAUGGAGAAUCGACGGGAGGAGGAGGUCAUGACUUCGAGUCGGACGAGGAUGAGUUGGGAGACUGGGAUGAGAAGGCAGGUCUGGACCCUCAACUUCCGGAAUGGGAAGAAGUGGAAGGAUUCCAUCAAGCUUGGACGGAGGAGGAUGAUGCAGACUUCAGAGAAUUCAUGCGUGCGGAACAACGGCGAAAAUCGACCUUUGGAUCGGAUAACGAGGACGAAGAUUCUCUGUCUGAACACGACUCGAAGAAACCUGCAGGCUUUGAAGAAUAUUUAGAUGUAUCUCCAAGAUCGCGGGGCACUCAGAUUCUUCCUCUUCCCACCUUAGAUGACCUUUUCGCGUCGGACAACAAGGCCUCUUCGGAGGAUGAGUUAGAAGCCAUCAGCGAUAGUGAUGCGGAGGAGAAAGGUGUUCGAGAUAAUUUAUCAGCUUUAUCAAGCUUGCAUGGCACCCCUAUCGUAUCACGGCGACCGAAACGACGCACCAUCAUCGAAGUGGUGAUCCCACCUCGUCCUCGAUCCAAGUCAACCGGUGGCAUGGAGGAAAAACCUUCUGAGCACCAUCUCUUGGAUUGCGUUCCCAAGUCUAUUUCGACUCCUACUCUUGCAGAUCUUUUCACCCCACCUCCGGCUCGGAUACGUCGUUCACUAAGUGGUUCUUCAGCGACAAGUGGCUCUUCAGCAUUAUCCAAGAGCAAAGGAAAAAAGCGCAUGCCCGGCGAACGACCAAUGGAGGAUACAUCAUCUGGAAAUCAUUCGAUUAUUCAACUCAGGAAACCGUCAAACUCAACAGAGACUAUCAAAAGGUAUGAUGAAAAGCUUUUCAGAUGUGACAGCUGUCGUGCCGCUGGUGGCACUAGAAAGGAUCAAGCUCCCUUCUGUCCAGGAAGGACUGACAGCUGCAUUUUUGAGGAUUCAUCAGGGUCAUUCGAGCAGUUUGCACGAAAAUCGGCGACGCAUAGUCGACCGUCAGGCAAGUCUUUUGCCGCUGAUACUCGGUUGGUCGAGGGGGCCGGGCCAACCAAACAGAGGACAUGUAGACUUUGCCGAGAAGCAGGUGGGGAGAGAGCGAAGACGGCAGGAGUAUGUCUGGGAAGACAUUCAUACAGGCGGUGCAACUGGAGAAAGCGGGCAAUCCAUUCUUCGACUGCGAACACACAUACAGUGACACCUGUCGAUGUCGCGAAGGGGGAGAGCAACCCCUCACAGGUUAAUGUGUCAACUGACACACCCCAGCUGAGAACAAAACAUUCGCCUCUUCUCAACAUGAAGGUUCCGUCCUUGAGAUCAUCAUCUGCGAUUAGAAAACAUAGGCGCCGUGUCAUCGAAUCCGUCAGUGAUGAUGACGACCCCCGCUUUACGACAGAUACCGCACUACCGCCCCGCGAGCCUUCUAGCAACUUCAUUCGCAAGCCCCAAGAAACGGCACCGCUCCCGUCACCCCCUCCGACGUCGUCUGUCGCGCCUUCAUCCCCACCCAUUGCCUCCCUUCAUAAGCCGUCAAGAUCCCCGCUGUUGUCACUUCCACCUUCUUCACCUCCUCGUCCCGAUAUCUUUUCCCCUGUUCCCACUCAAGCUGCACGUCCUACUCCUUCGCCAUCCGUUUCAUUAACACAUCCGAUAUCAAGCAAUUAUGUCACAGACGCCUACAAGCAGACCGGGGUUAUGUAUCACCCAACUCCGCCCCCGUCUACUGACGGUAUGCGAAGUGCAUCUUUGUCCAGCGACAAUGUUGCUACCUCGCUUCCUCAUAAGAGUGCUCUACGACGUCCAUCAGACACUCUUGGGCUUCAGUCAUCCUCGUCUAGCAUUAAACGUACCCGUUUUUCCCUCAUUCGUUCUCCCAUGCGUCACCCAUCUUCUGAUGAAGAGGGUAGUGAAGACGAACUGGAUUUACUGUCAAAUAUUGAUUCAUCAUCUAUCAUAGCCUGUUCAUCGUCUCCGAAACACAGUUCUAGCCCUAUUAGGACUGAGUGGAGCGUGAGGGCCGCAGAUGUCGGAAUCAAACUAGGGCCGGAGCAUACAGGCCGACUGCCGUCAGAUAUGGUAAAAACGCUUGUGCCAUCAAUGGGCUUGUUUAGGCCGACUUUAGGCUCAUCAUCUCAAGCAAGCUCCAAAUAUACGCUUCCCACUCCUCCAUCGAGCUAUAGGCCUUCUCAGCCUCGUCCAGUAUCCGACCCACAAAAUCCAUCGUCUGGCAGUGGUGGUAACCCACAGGCACGGCUCAUGCUCCCUCCCCCGCUUCCUGCCAAACGUUCGACCCAUCCAAAUUCACUGUCUACUCCUAAAGAACUCAAGAAUUCAACUAGCACAUUUUCAACAUCCUCACCUGCUCCUUCACAUAUUAGAUUAACUUCUUUGCCGGCUGUAGUCGUUCGCGCUCGAGCAAGGUCGCGAAGUCUUUCAAUGGCGCCGCCCGGUGCCUUGCGAACACCAAAAGCACAGCGGUCUAUAAUGUCACCUGGCUCUAAGAUUCCAAAGACGGCACCUACCAGGAAGGGUAAAGUUUUGAUGGAUUUACAAAGGGUAGCAAAGGAAAUUGGUGACGAGGCUGGGCUCGAGUGGGGUCUUGAUGAAGAAACUGACGAUGGCGGGAGAAUGUGGAGGGAGGGCAGUGUUGCUGCGUAUAAAUGACCGGCCAGUGACUUUGGACGCAUAGGCAGAAGAUGGAGCGAUGAGUGGAAAAAAAGCUCUUCUGAAGAGCUAGCUGGAUUUGAGUAUAGUGUAAUAAUAAUAAUAAUGUUGUCAUACAUGGUUGUAUAAAAGUACUA